This is a messenger RNA of Penicillium soppii, 1347 nucleotides long. RefSeq lists its product as uncharacterized. NCBI's taxonomy places the organism in Eukaryota, Fungi, Ascomycota, Eurotiomycetes, Eurotiales, Aspergillaceae. The record is from RefSeq and is a predicted model, not a curated record. Gene Ontology annotation, molecular function: FAD binding; monooxygenase activity. Gene Ontology annotation, biological process: secondary metabolite biosynthetic process. The coding region runs from base 1 to 1347 and encodes 448 amino acids. The transcript has 7 exons.
AUGAGAAAAAGCAAGGAUGUGCGACCUCCUUCAGAUAUCAAACCUUUCGCCCAAACGCCAUUGAAUCUGGAUGUUGCUAUUGUCGGCGCAGGGAUUGGUGGGUUAUCGGCUGCUAUUGCACUAGUUCGAGAUGGCCACCGUGUGACGGUAUACGAAUCAGCCGCAGAACUUUCAGAGAUCGGCGCCGGCGUUCAGAUGUCACCAAAUGGCGUCCGCCAAUGGCUCGAAUGGGGGAUAGGCCCAAAUCUGCUUGAAAGAUCAUUGAUGCCAUCCGAGAUGAAACUUCGACGCUGGAAAGAUGGGGAAUUUCUAUCUCGAACAGAACUCAACCCGGACUUCGAGAGAAAAUUCGGCGCACCGUACCUAGUUCUCCACCGUGCUGACCUGCACAGUGUGCUUCUCAAGCAUGCGGUCAAACUAGGCGUGAAAGUCCGAGUUGGCAGCCGUGUGAUUGAAUAUGACUUCGAUACACCGACGAUUAAAUUGGUCAAUGGCGAGGUUGUACAGCCAGGCUUGGUUGUCGCAGUAGAUGGAAUCAACUCUUUUGCUAGAAGCCAAUUUUCCAAAUUUCCGUAUCGAGGUCCUCAAAAGACUGGUGUUGCUGCCUACCGCCUCAUGGCAGACAUCGCGGAUCUAAAGGCGGAUCCUGAAACAGCUUGGAUUGUGUCUAGUACUGAUCUCAACCUUUGGGUGGGAAAUAAUUGCUCUGCAAUGUCAUAUAUGAUUUGCAAUGGAAAGUAUUUGAAUCUAGUUCUUUCACAUCCCGAUGCGACCGAUACUUCCAACAAGUCACAGCAAGAACUAACAGAAGAAAUGCUGUCAUACUUCCAUGAUUGGGAUCCAGUAUUGAUGAAGAUCGUCGAAAAGAAGAAGACAAUCCAGAACUGGCCUUUGUUCGAAGUAGAUCCUCUCGACAAAUGGGCUUCCGAUUCUGGAAAAUUCAUAGUGAUAGGUGAUGCAGCUCAUGCAAUGGUCCCUUAUCUAUCGAUGGGCGUCUCAAUGGCAGUGGAGGAUGCCGCUGCUCUUGCCAAAGCACUGAGUUACAUGAAAGACAGAAGCGAUCUCCUACCGGCUCUUCAACUGGUGGAGAAACUUCGUAUUCCUCGCACCAAAAGAGUCCAAGAGGCGAGCUUUUCCAACGGGCAAGUCCUACAUCUCUGCGAUGGACCAAGCCAAAGGCAAAGGGAUGCCGCACUAAAUCCAUCUGCGGAGGGAAAGCUACUCGAUAAUAGCCCUUAUGGUCUGAACGAUCCAAAAACCCAAGCAUGGUGCUAUGGCUACAACGUCGUACGGGAUGUUGAAGAUUAUGUCAGAUCUGGAGGUUUUAGAGUCAAUAGCCAUCCAUAA